Messenger RNA from Paramormyrops kingsleyae, 2124 nucleotides. RefSeq names its product cytosolic sulfotransferase 3-like. NCBI's taxonomy places the organism in Eukaryota, Metazoa, Chordata, Actinopteri, Osteoglossiformes, Mormyridae. The record is from RefSeq and is a predicted model, not a curated record. Gene Ontology annotation, molecular function: sulfotransferase activity.
GCCUCUAGGGUCACAGAAUUCGAUGGAUUUGCAUAGCACCGAACAAGACAUACUGUAGAUUUGCAUGUAUUCAGUCGAGGUUUUAACUUCUUAGCUUGUAGUUUAAAACUAGUAUAUCCCUAUGUCUGAACGUGUUUGCGGAAAACGCUCAAGGCUAAAGUUCAGCAGUUAAUUCUUAACUUCAGGAAGAAAGAAAGCGAGAUUGAGAGAGUUCAUACAGAGGCGAGGCAGCUGCUCUUUCACUUUUCUACAAGCCUCGGAGGUCAUUUUUAACAGUACUAUGGAACUGAGUCGCCCAGAGUUGUUUGAUUUUCACGGUGUGUCCAUGGCUCACUAUUUCACUGAUAGCUGGGACCAAGUGCAAAAUUUCAAGGCCAGAUCUGAUGACAUUAUGAUUGCAACCUAUCCUAAAGCAGGUACAACCUGGGUUUCCCAGAUUUUGGACCUGCUGUACUUUGGAAAGUCUGAUCCUGGCCGCCAGACCUCCGUUCCCAUAUAUGACAGAGUUCCUUUCCUUGAGCUCUGCAUCCCAAAUGUACAUUCGGGUAUAGAAUCAGUGGAACAGAUGACUUUGGUUCCUCGCAUCAUCAAAACUCAUUAUCCUGUUCAGUUCGUGCCCAAGUCCUUCUGGGAACAAAAUUGCAAGAUCAUUUAUGUGGCCCGUAACGCAAAAGACAAUGUUGUGUCCUACUUUCACUUUGACCGCAUGAACAUGGUGGAGCCAGAACCUGGAGACUGGCCCAGUUAUCUGCAGAGGUUUCAGGAGGGAAAAUUGGUGUUUGGCUCAUGGUACGACCAUGUGAAAGGAUGGUGGGAGAAAAAGCAGACAUACGCCAACAUCCACUACAUGUUCUACGAAGACCUCAUUGAGGACACGGCCCAGGAGAUAGAGAAGAUCUGCUCCUUUCUGAACAUCUCACCAACGCAGGAGGAGAAAGAUCACGUGAUAAAAGAGGUGGCAUUCGACACCAUGAAGAAGAAUAAAAUGGCCAACUACUCCACCGAUGUUGUCAUGGAUUUCAAAAUUUCACCAUUCAUGCGAAAAGGAAAGGUUUCUGACUGGAAAAACCAUUUCACUGUGGCUCAGAAUGAGCAGUUUGAUGAAGUCUAUCAGAAAAAGAUGGCAAACACCACCCUCAGGUUCAGGACAGAAAUAUAGUCUGAGUGUAAGCAUGUAAGGCAGUGGUCAUGCUGUCACGCAGAAGCUAAUAGUAGCCCACAGGGAUCCACUGAGUAGCCUGCAUAUGGAGUCAGAGCAAUUUUUUUGUGUUUGAAUAUAUUUGACUGUCUCAAACACGUAUGCUGCACAGUGGAUGAUGCUUUUAAAAUUAUUGUCUUUGUAAAAGUAGCUCACACGCAGUAAAUAUGGUUGGAGACACUUGAUAUAAGGCAGUAAUUCUCAACCCAUGGGUCGCGAACCAAAUUUGCAUCGUGACAAAUUCUGAAAGGGUCAGGAGGCAGAGUUGGAAAUGUAAGCAUUUUAAAACUACCAAGCUCCUGUGCUGAUCCACGAUCAGAUUUGCCAGCCUUAAUCCUAGAAUUAACCUAUAUAAACAGGCUUAGAGCAAGACUAGUGAACACUCAACCAAUCCAAGAAGCCAAAUCAAAGAUGCUUAAUUUAAAAUUCACUGGCACAUCCAAUCAGAUUUGUGCGAUCGGCAUUGAUUGGCGUAAACUGCAUGCACUGCACGCUUGAACAUAGCGUUUAUUUAAACCUAUGUUUGAUAUAUGGUCAUGACUGAGCUGGCAUGGUAAAAAUUGGGUCGCAGUGCAAAGGUUAAGAACCACUGGUAUCAGGCAUUCAGUAUGCACGCUCAUGUAUGCAUGCUAUUCAAAGGGCUUCCACCAGAUGGAGCCAAGGCUUUUCAGAUGUACCACCCCAGCUAUUCAGCAGAUAUUUGGACCAGACAUUGAAUGAAAUAAUUCAGUGCAUCUUCAUUACUGUUAAAUACAGCAGUGUUCACUGAAGAAAGGAAUGAAAGAAUGUUAUGCAUUCUGACCCAUGCCUACCUCAUACAUCCCGGUGCACUGUAUGUAAACCUUUAUGUACUACAUGUAACCAUAUUCUUGAUUAGUUGGUAUAAACUGUGUACGCAAAAAAAUAAACUCUCAGUGAAUAAAGAG